This is a messenger RNA of Pectinophora gossypiella (pink bollworm), 3266 nucleotides long. It is a transcript of the gene Es2, whose product is annotated as splicing factor ESS-2 homolog. The record is from RefSeq and is a predicted model, not a curated record. NCBI's taxonomy places the organism in Eukaryota, Metazoa, Arthropoda, Insecta, Lepidoptera, Gelechiidae. Gene Ontology annotation, cellular component: catalytic step 2 spliceosome. Bases 388 to 1686 code for a protein of 432 amino acids. The transcript is spliced from 8 exons.
UACUUUACAUUGUUACAAGCAAAUCUCUGUCUUUUUGAUAACGUCGUACUUUUUCUUAACUUCGCUUCAUCUCUUUACCAUAAAGCUCAGUUUUAAGGGGGGAGAUGUUAUAUCCUAAUUUAAUACUAAAGAAUUGCAACAUCGACAAUAUUCAUUUUCACAAGGAACUUCAACGUAAACAAAUUCAUUUUAAUAAAACUCUUUUGCAUCGAUACGAUAGUCAGUCAGCCUUUAACCGCGCGCGAAUAGAGUCGUCAGAAAUCAGAGAAUUGCUUCAUAUAAUUCUUUGUACUUUCUAUAAUAAAGUGUUUUUAUCGUAGUUAAUUAAAAAGUGUUUUUUUAAAAAAGACUGAUACCAGCCGCUCCUAACAGUUCGUCGGUUGAUAAAUGGGCAUAGCGAAAAUAAUCCAGCGAGACUUCUUUCCUGACUUAGAAAAACUAAAAGCACAGAAUGAGUAUCUAGAGGCUAGUGAGAAUAAAGAUUAUGCGAGGCUGAGGGAGAUCACUAGGAAGUACAGUGGAAACAGACCCCCAACUGAACCUUACAAUACCCCUGCAACAUUUGACACUCCGGAACUGGGCCGGCCAUUCUCCCCGGCCCCGCCAACAACGAGGGAGGAUAGAGCAGAGUCUGUGGCUGACUCUAACACAGACAAACCCAAAGACAUCAUUGAUAAUCAUUCCCUAGAUUCAUUCCUAGCCAGCCAUACGAGCGAAGACAAUGCAAGCUACGACCGCAUCAUCGCCUUGGAAGACAAGAAGCGCGCCACCAAGCUUGCCGCGCAGUUCGAGGCCGAGAGGAGCUCGGCCGCGCUGGCCGACGCCGCGCUCGUGCUGCCCUCUAUUGAGCAGCAGGCUGACCAGACUAACAGGCCGGAGGAGCUGGACACGUGGCGCUACACGGCCCGCAACCACAUAAUGUACGUGCCGGGCGGCGCGCGCCAGGCGGCGGCGGCGCGGCCCGCGCUGCAGCACGCCAACACGCGCCUGCGCGCGCCGCCCUUCGACCACGCGCGCAGCCAGCAGGCCAUCAGCGCGCUGGCCAGGAACCAGGAUGCAACAGUAUCAGGCAAGAUCGGCGUGGACGGCAUGAGCAUCCUCCUGGAGAAGCCAGCGGGCGCGGAGUACAGCCUCGUGGCGACCCCGUCCCCGCGGCCCGGCAGCGACGCGGACCAGUCCCCGCUCAUGACCUGGGGUCACAUCGAGGGCACGCCCUUCCGCCUCGACGGGGGAGACACGCCGUUACCCGCCGCGGGCGCAGGCGCGGCGUACCGCAUGCUGGAGGCGGGCGCGCGCGAGCGGCUGGCGCUGCAGCUGGCCGAGGGCGCUGCGCGCAGGAGGCGCCCCGCCACGCCGCGAGCCUCGCCCGCCACGCCCGCUUUCAGAACGAACACAGAGCGGUUAGCAAGCAUGUCUCCCGCAGCAAGGAAGCUCGCCGCAAAACACCUACUAUCACCUCGCUUGAAGCUGACUCCAAACGACAUGGGAAUAUUCCACCCAGCCACUCCCAAACGCACACCAACUCCGCAAAGAAAGCUCAUCGCCACUCCCAAGAAACUGGCAACACCGACGAGGAGUGUUGCCAAUAGUGAAAAUAGCUCAGAAAAUAAUAAUCUUACGGAUAAUCUCUUGCAAAUCAAUGUUGCGAAACGAACGCGGUUAAAAGCGUCCGAUUUUUUCAAAUAACUUAUAGAAUAGUUCAAUACGAACCUUUGUGUAUUAUAGAAUGGAAGCCAAGGCGAAAUAUUACAGUUGAAGUACUUAUGGGCUUGAUUUUUUUGUAUGAAAUGUGAUCUUACGGCAUAUAAAUCGCGUGAAUUUAUAAAUUGAGAAUAUUGAUUUGUAAUAUUUCUUUACGGUAUUCAGAAAGAAAUAUCAGAUAUAUGCAAGUUUAUAACUUAAAUAAUAUGGAAUGAUGAUUCCGAUUAAAAAUACGCAUUUUGUGGAAACGUUAUAUAAACAAAUAUCAUAAUUAUUUACUUCCAUUUUUAAAGUCGAGGUUACAAAUGAUGUUUCUUAAUUUAUUCUCAGAGGAUAUGAUUUUGGUACCGAUUUUGGCACCGCGUGUGCACUAUUUUUAACCUCGUAACGCCGAAGCAUAAUUACGAUUUCGAAGUAAUAAACGACGGUGGUACCUUGAAAAGGACCAAAUUUUUGUAGUCGUAAAGGCCGAGCACUUCAAGUACAAAUUUUAAAGUGUUAGAGUUAUCCGAUCGGGUUCAAAUUAAGUGGAGACCUAUGUAUAGAUGAGUAGAAGACAUUUUUGAAAAAAUUACGUUUUUUUUUUAGUUCUUCCAGAAGGACUCCCGGUUUAAGUCACUACUUUUAGUAAAAUCUGAAAAAUAUUAUUAUUAUAAAGGGUUAUGUAUUUUUUCAUUAACAUACAUACCUAUUUGUACGUCAUAAAAUGUGUAUAUACUUACAUAUUUAAAUAUAAAAUAAGUAACGAGUUUUAGUUUUUAUGAUGUAGUUUGUGAUUAGUCCCUCUGGAAGUACAUUAGGUUUUUAUUAUUAGGAAAGAAAUUAAUUCAUGGUGUCAGUUUAGAUCAUCAUUAGAAGGAAAAAGGAAAUAAAAUGAAGACGGUAGUUUUUUUUAAUCAUAAGAUCACGUAAGCAAGUUAGUCUAUAUCGGUAUGAUUUAAUCACAUAUAACAAUUUAAAAAAGUAUUUGAAAAAUAUCCGGACAUGACACCUAAAGUCCCUUGCAAAGGACUAAAAAAGUUUGCUUUCAUAUUGCUAACGAUAUCGAUACGAAAUUGAUAAAAUAACUAUGUCAUGUUGUUGAUUAUUAUCUUGCCUGCGAUUUCUGAAAAUAAUGUGUAUGAAAAACUACGAAAUUCGAUUAUUAACUUGAUUUUUUUUUAUCUCGUCGCCGUGUGCGCACCAUAUUUACCAAUAAAAUGACAAAUUACGACAAGUGAUACAUAUUUCUUUUUUAUUAAAGCCACCUAUUCACGAAAUUGAAUGAACUAGUUCAUAGACAAAAUACUUUUUUUCUCAAUCGGCGCAAAGGUUUGAAUUAAAUUGACAGGCAAAGUUUUGGUACUUUUAAAAGUACCUUCGUUGAUUAUUAGAACAAACUAUUUCAAAACCUUCGGCCUUUAUGACUACAAUUAUUUGGUCCUUCUCAGAGGACCCCAGGGCUUACGAGGAUAUGGUUGUCUUACAAUUUCGUUAUGUCCAGUAAAAUUGCGGCAUUGAUCAUGUAAUUUAUUUUUUAUAAAGAUAUGAUUCUCGAAAUAAAACCAUAGUUUUAAACUGCACAA